Molecule: messenger RNA, 4068 nt
Organism: Peronospora farinosa
Lineage: Eukaryota; Oomycota; Peronosporomycetes; Peronosporales; Peronosporaceae
Source: the annotation of a GenBank genome assembly
AUGUUUUUUGCAUGUUUAGAAGACUAUAAACGACAUGAAGCUGAUUCAAUUGCCAAUAAUUUAUUGUGCCAGAAAUAUCACGAAGAAGCACGGAAAUUUGAAUUCACGAAAUGGCAUUUAUUACAAGUGGGAGAUAUUGUAAAAGUGGGGAAUCGAGACCCUGUGCCAGCAGAUUUGAUUAUUCUUGGAGCUUUUGAACCAGAUCCAAUGAAUCCAGUUGGAAUUUGUUAUGUCGAGACCAAAUCGUUGGAUGGAGAGACAAAUUUGAAACUUCGACAGGGACUAGAAGCAACGUAUACGACGUUGUUGAAUGAUGCAGCAGUCGGUGACAUUAAGGGCACAGUAGUGUGUGAAGUGCCAAAUAAUUCAAUCCAUCGGUUUAGUGGAUCCAUGACAUUGGAAGGAGGAAAAAAGGAGGUUAUUACGACCAAUUCGAUUGUAUUACGGGGCUCCAUGCUGCGUAAUACAGAGUAUAUUUACGGUCUGGUAGUGAAUACGGGUCCGGAUACAAAAAUUAUGAUGGCUUCAUCAUCUGAGCCAAUGAAGUGGAGCAAUAUGGAAAGACGUCUUAAUCGACAGAUUCUAUAUAUUUGUGUGCUCAUGGUGGUACUGUGUCUUGCGGGUACGAUUUUGUCAACGGUUUGGAAUCAUCAAAAUUUGAAAAUUGAUCCGCAGAAAGGAGCGUGGUAUUUGUAUGAUGGAGACUCGAUGGCUGUCAAGUCGCCGGUCGGAAACUUUUUCAUUAUGGUGCUGUACUACUUUUUGUUACUGAACUCGUUCAUUCCCGUGUCGUUGUACGUAAGUAUGACGUCGGUAAAAUUUAUGCAGUCGUUUUUCAUGAACAACGAUCUGGAAAUGUACCAUGAAGAGACGGACACGCCGUGCCAAGUACGCACGAUGUCUUUGAAUGAGGAGCUUGGCCAGAUUGACUACAUCUUCUCGGACAAGACGGGCACAUUGACGUGCAAUAUCAUGGAGUUUCGCAAGUGUUCCAUUAACGGGGUGGCAUAUGGGCUAGGGGAGACAGAGGUAGGUAUUGCGGCGAGAAAGCGUCAGCAGGAAGAGGCACCCACAGCGUCCUCCUUCUACGCUGUAACUCCUGAUGGCGGUUGUGCAAUUUCACUAAAGAAAGAUGGCAACAAUGCAACAGAUCGUGUGGUGAAGGCACCGUUUGUGAACUACCAGGACGAUUCACUCUUUGAUGCGAUGGCACAAAAUAAUAGUGUCCAGGCAAAGGCCAUCGAGUCGUUUUUCGAGCACUUGGCUGUUUGCCACACGGUGAUGCCAGAAAAGGCCCCAGACAAUAGUCUCCGCUUGAGUGCAUCUUCUCCUGAUGAGCAAGCAUUGGUUGCUGCGGCUGCUUGCUUCGGUUACAAGUUUGUCGCACGUGGGCCCGGUAAGGCAAUGGUGGAGUAUUUUUCUUGUAUCGACCAUCCUGAAGACAUGACCUGCAAUCAGCCAGUUGCAGGACACCGUGUGGGUGCUUACAAGAUCCUCGAAGUUCUCGAGUUCAACAGCACGCGUAAACGCAUGUCGGUCAUUCUCAAGGGGCCAAGCGGAGAUCUAAAGCUUUUAUGUAAGGGAGCAGACACUGUGAUGUACGAGCGCCUGAGACCAACCAAUGACCCGGCUGUCAAGCAGACGCGUAAUUUGACGCUACAACAUAUGGAACAAUUCGCUUCUGAGGGAUUACGAACUCUAGUGAUUGGUUCCACGGACAUUGAUUCACACUUCUUUGAGUCGUGGGUAAUCCGAUAUCGUGCAGCAAUUAAUGAUAUGCGUCAAAUUGAUCUGCGUCGCAAUGGUGAGGACAAUGACAUUGACCGGCUAAUGGAGAAAAUCGAGGUAAAUCUGGACAUUUUGGGCGCUACAGCUAUUGAGGAUCGACUGCAGGCUGAUGUUCCCGACACAAUUUACAAGUUGCGUCAGGCAUCGAUCAAAAUUUGGAUGCUUACUGGUGACAAGGAGGAGACAGCAAUAAAUAUUGGCUUUGCUUGCCGGCUAUUGGCUUCAGACAUUGAACGAGUUGUAAUUUCGGCGGAUACGCACUCUGACUUGGCUGCUAUCACGGGCGAGCUGGAAGCGUAUGCUCACAAGGAAGACAGUGGAGAGACGCCUGCGUCAACACCAGAUGGGGCGCCAAAUGCUUCGUUGAUUCAUUCAGAGUCAAGAGGAAGCUUGGUUUCACUCAGAAACCAAAACAAAAGGCUGACCCGUAUCGAAAGUAUGGCCGAGAUGCCUCAGCAGGACUUGGCUUUGGUAAUUGAUGGUGAAACACUAGAGCUGGCGCUGGAAGAGUGUCCUGAACUAUUUUUGAAGGUCGCGGAGAAGUGUGUAGCCGUGAUUGCUUGUCGUGUGUCGCCUGCACAGAAGGCACAGCUCGUACGGCUGGUUCGUGAUAACAACCCGAAAAUCCGAACGUUGGCUAUUGGUGAUGGUGCUAAUGAUGUUUCGAUGAUUCAAGCGGCGCACGUAGGUGUUGGUAUCUCUGGCCAGGAAGGUAUGCAAGCAGCCAAUUCAUCGGACUAUGCCAUUGCUCAAUUUAAGUUUUUGUCGCGACUGCUACUUGUCCAUGGACGCUGGAAUUACGUCCGCAUGGGCAAGCUUAUCCUGUACAUUUUCUACAAGAACGUGAUACUGAACCUGACGCAGUUUUGGUACAUGAUCUAUACUGGCUACUCAGGGCAGAAGUUUUUCCUUGAAUGGGGACUGCAGGGAUACAAUUUGCUCUUUACAUCUUUGCCAAUCAUACUGGUAAGUACUUUCGAACAGGACGUACCCGCUUGCUUGGCACACAACUACCCGCUGCUGUACCGAAUUGGUCAAGAGAACACGAGGUUCAACACAAAGGUCGUGUGGGCUUGGAUUUCGUCGUGUAUGUGGGAGUCGCUUGUUAUCUGUUUUGGCAUUGUAUACGGCAUGUGUUUCUUGGUUACGGGAGGUGAUACUCCAGCGAUGUGGGUGUACGGCUGUACUUCGUUCACGGUCGUUCUGAUUGUGGUGACGCUGAAGUUAUGUUUGCACCAGCAGAUGUGGUGGCCCAUGCACAUUGCCAUCUACAUUUUGUCGUUCUUGCUCUGGAUCUGCACGGCAGCCUUCAUUUCGAGUGGCGGUCCCGUGAGCUCAUCAUACUGGAAUGGGACUUUUUCACACACCUUUCGCAUUGACGCGUUUUGGCUGGUCGUCCCGUUGGUUGUCGUUACCGCGUUGUCGCGCGACUUUAUGUGGAAGGGCUACAUGCGGAUGGUCAGGCCGUCGUACAAACACUUGGCGCAGGAGGUGAACGCGUAUGGGCUCACACACAUUGCCGAUAAGUUGCUCACGUUUCCGCCGGCAGAAAAGAUCCCUGAGAAUGCAUUUGGUAGCGAGGCUGGCCGCGUCGACGGGUCUGUCUUGACGUCAAGCUUGGCGGAUGUAAGCGUCGCCAAGCCGAUUGCUCCUGCUGUGAUAAUGGCGCCUCGUCCGUUAAUCGGCCGUCUUGACAAUCGCCGCUCAGCGACAAGAGGUAGUGCUUUCAGCUACGACGCAGAGAGUGUCAUGGUGGAGUCUUUCAUGUCUACCGACAGGUUCGACCGCAGCUCGAAAAAGACGAAGCCGAUCUUUGAACGCCACGCGAGUCGCGGCUCUUUGGCUUUUCAGCGUCUCCCGUUGGACUCUGACACUGAUAUACACGAAGAGGAGAACGAGCAUACGCACACGGAGGCUGCAGAUACAGACACACAAAAUGCGUCUCGUUCACAGAGGCAGUCGGCAGGGAAUGUUUUUCGGGGUGGACGUCAUGGUCGAGGACGCUUUUUUUCCGUCUCGGGUGUGUCACGUAGCUCGGAUGCAAACACGGUGGGGUCAGGCCAACGUGUACGCAGUCGGAUAUCAACCGACAGGAUAUCUGGUGUGCAUGAAUUUGGCACUGGCAAUCGUCCUUCAUCAGCGCGCCGAGCUUUAGGCUUUGAAAACCGUACCAUGUCUACCGAUGACGCUCAGGAUCUUGCUGACAGGGACAGUUCUCUUUUGCUGCGUUCUCCUCUUGUUCGACGGCAUCAGGGACGCACUAGGAUGUCAAACUUGUGA